Molecule: messenger RNA, 2280 nt
Organism: Aspergillus campestris IBT 28561
Lineage: Eukaryota; Fungi; Ascomycota; Eurotiomycetes; Eurotiales; Aspergillaceae
Product: dynamin family protein
Exons: 3
Coding region: 1-2280 (759 amino acids)
Cellular component (GO): microtubule; membrane; cytoplasm
Molecular function (GO): microtubule binding; GTPase activity; GTP binding
Source: RefSeq, a predicted model, not a curated record
AUGUGGAAUGAGGCUCUACCUCUAGCCGGUCCAUCGGACGGCGUAUCGAAUGGUCAUCUGGCCACAGCAGCAUUGGGAUCCCUAGAAACCCACGAGCAACGACGCGUCCUAGACAUUGUCUCGCAGUUGCGCAAAUGUGGACUGGAAAGCGUACUCUCCCUGCCACAGCUCGUGGUCUGUGGCGAUCAGUCUGCAGGCAAAAGCUCAGUGCUCGAGGCCCUGACCGAAAUCCCCUUCCCUCGCAAAGACAACCUGUUCACACGGUAUCCGACAGAGAUCAACAUCCGACCCGCCCCAAUCAACUCGUUGCAGAUCAAGGUGAUCCCGGAUCCUCAGCGAUCGGACGAGGAGCAGGCUGCAAUCCGCAAUUUCCGUCAGACUAUCACCGACUUCGGUCAUCUUCCACGGGUCAUGGAAAGAGCAACGCAGCUGAUGGGAAUUGAUCGUGGACCGGAUACCAGCCAGACCCGGCGAGCAUUUGCCCGUGACGUGCUUAGCGUCGAGAUCGAAGGCCCCAAUCGACCGCAGCUCACGGUAGUCGACCUCCCUGGGAUCAUACAGGCGGAGACAAAGGACGCAUCUCAGAUAGACGUCGAUAUGACGGUAGAGAUUACGGAAUCAUACAUCUCACAACCGCGAACGAUCUGCUUGGCUGUGGUGUCGGCGACGAAUGACUAUGCCAACCAGCCGAUCCUCAACAAGGUCCGCCACUUCGACCCCAAGGGAGAACGCACGCUCGGUAUCAUCACCAAGCCGGAUCGACUUCCUCCGGGCUCAGACACGGAGAAACAAUUUGUUCAGCUGGCAAAGAAUGAAGAUAUCUUCUUCACGCUCGGAUGGCACGUCCUGAAGAACCGGACGUUCGAGGAGGCGCAAUUCUCUAUCGAGGAACGAAAUGCCUCCGAAGCGGCCUUCUUUCGAAAGGAAAAGUCGCUAUUUGGCAAACUCCCUGUAGAGCAGGUCGGGAUCGAGGGCUUGGUCAGCCGUCUCAGCCGACUGCUGUUCACUCAUGUCCAAAAGGAACUCCCUCGGCUGCAAGAAGACCUAGAGGUGGCCCUACGCGAGACCGCCCAAGAGAUCGACACCAUGGGCAUAUCCAGAGCUACCCCCCAGGAGUGCCGAACCUUCCUUUCCCAGCUGGCGAUGAACUUUUACGAAGUCUGCAAAGCGGCGGUCAAUGGCCACUACGAGGGAAAUUAUUUUCAGUCCAAUGUGAACAGCUUCUCCGUGAAGCGCCCAGAAACGAUCCGUCGACUGCGGGCGGCAAUCCAGUUCAUGAAUCAAUCUUUCGCUCAAGAGAUGCGUAAAAACGCUCAUAAAUACCAGAUCAGAGGACUCGGUGCAGACGCCCCAAUCCCUAAGGAUACGGCACUAAAUGAAUCCAAAACUAAUGGUGUUGAUGGCGAAAUGCAACCCCUGGACGAGUGCACGAGUGACGAAGAUUAUAACCCGUUCCGCGACAUCAGUCGCCCUCAAAACAUGUCACAUCAAAAAGCAAUUGACUGGGUCAGAAAAGUAGUCACCAGGGCUAGGGGACGCGAGCUUUCUGGCAAUUUCAACCCACUCGUCAUCUCUGAGUUGUUCUGGGAGCAAUCAUCGAAAUGGCGUCUCUUCGCUCAAGCACACGUAGAGCAAGUAUCCAAUGUCUGCCACUGCUUUCUGAAAAGCUUGCUCAGGGAGAAAGCCCCACGAGACACGCUUUCCUGCAUGUGGCCUCUGAUCGUGGAUGAAAUGAAGGCACGGCAGAGACGUGCGAUGGAAGAACUCGACAAGAUCCUGACUGAUACCACAAGCUGCGUGAUCAACUACAAUCACUACUAUACGGAUACUAUCCAGAAGAGUCAGUUUGAAAGACGCAAGGGCGCAUUGCGCGACUGUAUUUCUAGGGCAACCAGCGUUGUAAGGCCCACAAAUAUGUCCAACAAAAACACUACAUCGAUCGAUGUAGACAAAGCACUGAAUAUGUAUCAUGAACACAUCGAUCCCAAUAUGGACACCCACAGUUCCGAAGAGGUCUUGGACUGCGUCAUCGCUAUCUACAAGGUAUACCAGAAGCAAUUCGUAGCCAACGUGACCGUGCAAGUCAUCGAAAGACACAUACUUCGAGAUUUGGAGCAUGUACUCUCCCCACUGACACUGUCGAGACUGUCAGACUCCGAGACGCUUGCUCUGGCAUGCGAGCCGGGGACCGCCAAGAGACGACGGGAGUUUCUGCAGGGCCGACUGGCAAAGCUCAACGAGGGCCACAAAAUUCUGCAGGAGAUCGUGACCGCUGUUUGA